UAGUAUACAUUGAAAAAUCCCUUUGCUUUCAGUUUAUGCAAAGACGUAACUAAUUGGAAAAUAUGGGGAGCUGUGGAGAUAGCCGGCCCUCAACGCCAGAUGCCGAUCAACCUGAAGCUAACAGUGAAUCAGACCAGAUGGAAAUGGAUGAUGCUAAAGGAAAAGGGGAAAAAACAGUCAGGGAAUUGCCAACAAUGUCUAGCCCAGUUGAACGUGGCAUUUUGAUUCUUAGGAGAGCAAAUACUGAUACUGAGAGAUUUGCAGCACUCUUAAUGUUAACAAAACUUAUUAAAGUAGAAGAGUUUGAUGAAUCAUGUAAGAAAAGCCUUAUGGAAGCUAUGGGUUUGCAUUUUUUAGCUCGUCUCUUACGAACCGACGAAGUUCCUGAAGGUUGUCCACCCUUUAUGUUUAAGUCUAUUGCCAUGACCAUAUUAACUUGCUUUAUAUCCUCAUGUUUAGGCAAUCCAACUUUAUAUGCACUCAUUCCAGUAUUGAGCGAGUUCAUUGCAAUGUCAGCAGAUACGAGUGAUGGAGAUCUAACCUUAAUUAAAGAUUCUUACCAAUGUAUGAAAAGCAUAGCCUCUGAAAAGGGUGGAAGAAAAGCUAUAAUUGAUUUUGAAGCUGUAGGGUCACUUGUAGAUGCUUACACAGCAGAAGGUUACUGCUAUGAUGAUGCUCUGGAGAUUCUUUUGAUGGUUGUGACAGAAGAGGGUGCAAGAACAUGGGAAGAUGAGCCAGAAGCAUUCAUAAAGCUCAUGAACCAUGUUGCUCACGAGUUUGCUGUUGAUCAAGGGGAGAUUAAGUUUAAGUUGUGUGAUACUCUCUCGGAACUUUUACAAAGCCUUCCAUUACUUACUGUUGAGAGUGGUCAACCAGAAUGGAAAAAAAAUUUACAUAAAGGUCUCUCUGAUAUAAUAUUCAGCAAAUUAAGUCGUGAGCAACGUGACAGAGGUUUAAAGUUAGCAGGGACAGCAAUGGAAACUCUUGGGGUAAGUUGGGUAUUACAGGUGGAGAAUGAAGCAACAGGGGAAACCAAAGGUAGACAGUUACUGCUGCUACUGGUUCACCUGGCAUGCAUUGAAGUUCGAAUGAGUCUAGAGGACAAGACUUUUGAAGAAGCUGUUGCCCUUGCCUCUCCAACUACUGCUUGUUACACUAUAUUAGAAUUAGCUAUAAUCUUCCUUGUCAAUGGUGCUGUUGAUUUUGAGCAAAAGCAGAAACAACAGCUGUAUGCUGCCUUAAAAGGGGCUUUUAAAGCAGUUCUUACAUUUUUAAAUGGAGCUUCAGUUGAUGAUUCUUUUUUAGAGAAUUCUGUGAAUCAUCUGUUUGUUUGUGCAACUAUUCGUGUUUUGGGAGCAUGGUUGGCAGAAGAAACAGCAGCUAACAAGGAAGAGGUAUACCAAACCAUACCCUUCAUUAUUAAAAUAUCAAGGUACAACUUUGAACACAACAAAAGGAAAGCUGUAAUGAAAUCCAAGAAAAAGGGCCAGUCUAAGAGUUAUUACAAGGAGGAGAGCAAAGACAGACUGCCAGAUGUACUGAGAUUCUUACUUCCUGGCUUGUGUCAUCUAACUGCAGAAGAUUUUCCUCGGCAUAUUUUGCUUGAACUUGAAAUAGAAAAUUUAUUGUUUGAAUAUUUCAAUUAUCACUGGAAUAGCAUAAAAGGCAUAUUUGGCCCUCAGAAUAAAGAGGAAGAAUUAGAAAUCCCCUCAGAUAAGGUUCGCUCUGCUUGUGAGGCUAUGGACACCAUAAGCAAUAUAUUCAUGAAUAUAGUGGUUCAAGAACCACAAAGAGUUAAAACUGAUCUGUUUUACUAUACGCUUCUGAAAUUUGUUUUUACUAAAGUACCAGAAAUACCCUUGGAGGUUCGUUACCUCAGGUUGUGCGGUAAUUCUUCCACUUUAGGACUCAUGAUUCUGCGUCACCAACACAAGAGUGUUAAAAGUACAGACUUUACAAUAUUUAGAUUUGUGCAGUCUACUGUUCGCUUUCUAUGGGAUGCUCAUAAUAUUGAGGAGAGUAGGGACUAUGCAACUUUAGUUGUGUCCUCAAAGUAUGAAUUUCAUUGGGGUAGCCUUAUGGAUAUCUGGUUUUUAGGUAUGCAUACAUUAAGUCUUCUUCUCCCGUUAAUCCCGUGGCUCUGUGAUUUCUUAAUAGAAAGUGAUUGGCCACAGACAAUUAUCACAACUUUAUUGUCAGUCCGUGAAGGAGGAUUAGAUACUGGACUCAAAAGUGCCUUUGAGGAUUUCCUCUGCCUUCUGUCAAAAUCAUCAAAACCUGCUCAUAACAAAUUAAAAGAAAAGGGAGUGGAACAAGUUUGUCGGAAUCACAAACUAGAAGAGUUGUCCAAAGUGUUUAGUGUCAAAAUGUCUGUGGUUGAAAAAUCAUUGUUGUGCAUGAUGUUACACUUCCUGGUUACAACAUGGCUGGAAAAGCAAGGAUUGUCCAAAGAGGAAAGCAGAAAAAUUACAACAGAUUUCCUACAGAAGUUUCGAGAAUCUCCAGCUCCAGAUUACUCAACAGAUGAGGAUGGAUUAGACAAGUGGAGAAGGAAUAUCUGGGCAGCAGCUUUACCUGAAAUAUAUCAUCAGUACAUAGGAGAUGUGUACUCGUUAUGGAAGUCCGAGAGGCUGAAGCAUCUGUCUUUCAAGCCAUGUGUAACCACCAUGCUUGAUGAACUUGCUCCUGACUUUAACCUUGGCCUCAUUACUAAUGGACCAUCUGUAGCCCAGUGGGAGAAGAUCAACCACACUGACUGCCAGAAGUACUUUGAUUCAAUUAUUGUGAGUGGAGACUUGGAUGUGGAGAAGCCCAGUAAAGAUAUUUAUGACAUGGCCUUCCGUGAACUACAGGUGAAUCCAAAUGAGUGUAUCAUGGUUGGAGACAAAAUUGAAACCGAUAUCAAAGGAGGAGUGAAUGCUGGGAUAGGAGCAACUGUGUGGGUUAAUGCCAGAAACAAAGUUGCUCCUGAUGACAUCCAACCAGAUUUUAUGAUUGAUAAUGUAACCCAACUCCUAGAUAUUCUUCUUGAUUUAACAGAUGUUGAGAUAUCACAAAGUUGAAAGAUUAAAUUUCUUCACAUAAAAAUUUUAAUCUUUGGGGACAAUUUGAAAUUUUUGCUUUUUUUUUCAUUUAGUGGGAAAUCUGCCUUCUUAAACAACAUAAUGUACAAAAUGGAAUGAUAUUCCUUUCUUUUACCCCCAAGCCUUUUCUUGCUUAAUACAGGCUGUUGUAACCAAACAUCCAUACAUUUUCCCUUCCUUCAUUCACUCUUACUGCUGUAAAAGAUGUGUUCCUCUAUGGUUCUUUUCCUCAAUAAGACUCCAGAUCUUAUCUAUACCUGUAGCUUCACCUGAACCAACUUCACCCUUCAGGCACUGGUCCUUCAUCAAAAUUCUCUCUACUUCAUAUUCUGCACUAUAUUCCACUUCCCAUCCUCAAUAUUUCACUGGCAAAUCCAUCCACUCUUGAUGCCUUAACAUUCUUAAGCUUCCUUUGUCAGUCUUGCUACUCCUCCCAUUUUGCUCUGACGGUGUAAUUGUGCCAGUCUUAUAUCUGUAAUGUUUUAGAAGUUAUUAAAAUUAUUUAAUAUAAAAAUAAAUUGUUUAUACUGUA
Messenger RNA from Homarus americanus (American lobster), 3615 nucleotides. It is a transcript of the gene Neurochondrin, whose product is annotated as neurochondrin homolog. Gene Ontology annotation, cellular component: dendrite. The transcript is spliced from 6 exons. The record is from RefSeq and is a predicted model, not a curated record. Bases 63 to 3062 code for a protein of 999 amino acids. Gene Ontology annotation, biological process: regulation of neuronal synaptic plasticity; neuron projection development. Lineage: Eukaryota; Metazoa; Arthropoda; Malacostraca; Decapoda; Nephropidae.